Molecule: messenger RNA, 1704 nt
Organism: Hipposideros armiger (great roundleaf bat)
Lineage: Eukaryota; Metazoa; Chordata; Mammalia; Chiroptera; Hipposideridae
Gene: TTPA
Product: alpha tocopherol transfer protein
Exons: 5
Coding region: 63-899 (278 amino acids)
Biological process (GO): vitamin transport; vitamin E metabolic process
Cellular component (GO): late endosome; membrane
Molecular function (GO): phosphatidylinositol bisphosphate binding; lipid transfer activity; vitamin E binding
Source: RefSeq, a predicted model, not a curated record
GCUUUUUACCGCCCGCCCAGGCCACCCGGGCCGAAGCGGCGGCGGCGGCGGCGGCGGCGGGCAUGGCAGAGGCGCAAUCAGGGCCGGUGGCGGGGCUGCAGCUGAACGCGCUGCCAGACGACUCGCCGCUGCUGCAGCCGGGCCUGACCGAACUGCGGCGCCGGGCAGAGGCGCCGGGCGCUCCGCUCUCGCCGCUGCCUCUCACCGACUCCUUUCUGCUGCGCUUCCUGCGUGCCCGGGACUUCGACCUCGACCUGGCUUGGCGGUUACUAAAAAACUAUUAUAAGUGGCGAGAAGAAUGCCCAGAAAUAAGUGCAGAUCUACACCCUAGAAGUGUCCUUGGCCUUCUGGAGGCUGGCUACCUCGGAGUCCUGAGAGCCAGGGACCCCACCGGCAGCAAAGUUCUAAUUUACAGAAUUGCACACUGGGACCCCAAAGUUUUUACAGCUUAUGAUGUAUUUCGUUUAAGUCUUAUCACAUCCGAGCUUAUUGUACAGGAGGUAGAAACCCAACGGAAUGGUAUCAAGGUUGUCUUUGAUCUGGAAGGCUGGCAUUUUUCUCAUGCUUUUCAAAUCACCCCAUCUGUAGCCAAGAAGAUCGCUGCUGUUCUUACAGAUUCCUUUCCAUUAAAAGUUCGUGGUAUCCAUUUGAUAAAUGAGCCAAUAAUUUUCCAUGCUGUCUUUUCUAUGGUUAAGCCAUUCCUGACUGAAAAAAUUAAGGAACGGAUUCAUAUGCAUGGGAUCAAUUACAAACAAAGCUUACUUCAGCAUUUCCCAGACAUUCUUCCUCUGGAAUAUGGUGGUGAAGAAUUCUCCAUGGAGGACAUUUGUCAGGAGUGGAGAAAUUUUAUAAUGAAGUCUGAAAAUUAUCUCAGCAGUAUUUCACAGACCAUUCAUUAAUAGAAGUUAUGUAAUGUGAAUGGCUUCCUAAUUAAAAAUACAUGAAUGAGAUUCUACCUCUUUACAUGAAUGAAAGAAGAAAAAAAUCUUUUUAACUAAUAAUUGCUUGUCUGAUUGAUCUUUUAUAAAAAUCUUCUCACAUGAGCAGUGUGGGUAUUUAGGAAACGUCUUUACUUUUUAAAUGCAUUUUCUUUACCUUUUAAGUAAUGAAAUGUUCGUAUACUUAAAAGCAUAGAAGAGAUUUCCUGAUUUUUACACUUGAAAGUUCUCUCUAAAGUAGCUGUUCAUUGUGCCUUUGUAUGUUUCUGAAGUUUCAUUUUAGAUGAGUUCUCUGAGUACCUUGUUUUAAAAACAAAUGUAUAAAGAGUCCACUGAAAAGAAUUAUUAGCACAAAUCAACUGAUGUUAAAAAUCUAUUAACCCUCAUUCUGGGGUGGGUAUCAGAUUAAAAUCUGAAUAUAGUUUUACAGAGUUAUUUCUGUGGGCCAGUAAUUUAGUUCAUCUCAGGGAAAUUCUAUAUAGCAUAUUUGCACAAUAGAAACUCUUAAUUGAAGAGUCUAUAUAUUGUAAGUUAUUGUAUAUCGCAUCUAUAGGCCUCUAAGAAAUUAACUCAUGUUGAUACAAUUGAUGACCAAAAAUAAUUUAGGAAAUAUUUCACACAGAGUUAAUGGUUUCUUUAUGCUGUGUCUACAUUCUCAAACAAAUCAAGAAUGAACUUUGACUUCAGUUUUUGGUUAUUCUUAUCAUGACUACAUGGAGAUUUAGAGAUGGAAUAACAUUUAGUUGUUGGAUACAUGGACUCUAUU